This is a messenger RNA of Oldenlandia corymbosa var. corymbosa, 2809 nucleotides long. The record is from the annotation of a GenBank genome assembly. Lineage: Eukaryota; Viridiplantae; Streptophyta; Magnoliopsida; Gentianales; Rubiaceae.
UGCCUAAACUGCCGAGUGAAUGAAAGAUUAGUGACCAAACGACAAUUUUCUACUAAUCAUUCUGGACAAGAAAAAGGUGAUGGAAAAAGAGAUGAUGCAACUUAAAAAAAAAACGUAAGUGGCAAAAACCCACACGCAAUAAUAAAUCACAGCCAACUCUGUCAGUGUGUGAAGAAAGAUCUAUAAGAAUAAGACUGACUUCUAUUUUAUAAUCACACAAGGGCCCUUGGUUAUCAGUCCCAAAAAAAUCCAAGUAAUUCGCAAGUAAUUUGGGGUUGGAUUUUCCGAUGGAUUUGGCGGAGCUGUGGGCCAUAUUCGGACCGGGAGUCUCAGGAGCGGUGUUCGGGGCCGGGUGGUGGUUUUGGGUGGACGCCGUCGUUUGCAGCGCUGUCAAGGUCUCCUUUCUUCACUACCUCCCAGGAAUUUUUGCAUCUUUGGCUGCGUUGAUGUUCAAUUGUGUUAGAAAAGAAGACAUUGAUUAUUCUCCUUAUGAAGAAGGUGAAUGGAGGUUGAAGCUCUGGCUGUUCAUUGCAUAUGUUGUUUCUUUUGUCUCUUUGGCAGCCUCAGUGGGGUUAUUAAUACAAGAUUCCCUUGUGACGACUGGGCCAUCUUCAUGGACAGGAGUUGCAGGGGUUUUACAAUGCGUGUUUGUGCUGAUCAGGUAUGAUUUACUCUACAGUAAUUAAUCAUUAUGGUUUAUCAUUUGAUGUUGGGACUAUCUUUCUGUCUUGUGUAUCUCUUAUGGUGUGGGUUAUUUGGCUUUUUCAAUAUGGCUUGAAGAUUUUUGCUCAUAUCCUGGCCCCUUGUCACUGGGAUGUACCUAGAAAAUUCUAGUUAAUUUAUUUUAUGCAGUUUAACUUAAUUGCCUAACAGACCCAUAACUUUGGAGGUGAGAGGUCAAGAGACACUAACCUAUUAGUGAUAGGUGAUUUACAUUCUAUAUACAUUCUAGAAGAAGGCAUGGACUUUAAAGAGGUUUUGAGCGCUGUUGUAGCUCCACAAGGUGUAAUGUGUACAAUUAUAUAGGCUAUCCUAGACUAUUAGGAGGUGAAAAAGCAAUAAUUGAAAUUAAACUGAUCUCUAUUAGGUAGUUGAUAAUAGGAGUUUGUGAACAAGAGAAGAAAUAUAGUUGCUCUUCCCUAAUUUAUGUGAGGAUUAAAUCGUCAUAUCCCUUGUUCCUAUAACUUGCUGGUGCGAACAAAAUACAGUCAUGUAAUCUCAUGGCAUUGUAACACAAGGCAACAUCCAGCAAACUCCUGAUAACUAACCUAGGUUGUGCAUCUGAAAGGGGAUAAGACAAUCGGUAGUUAAACAAUAGUGCCAUGAAACAUUACCUAAAGAUACAGAGAAUGUAACCAAAUCAUUUAUGGACUUGAUUUUCUCUCAGCCAGCCUUGUGAUCAGGGAGUUGAUUGCUUUACCUGAAGAUUUAACACUAAGUAUGGAACUGAGUUGGUUGAGGACUUGCAUACAUUACAUUUGAGUAUCCUUGUGUUUGCACAUGAAAUCAUGGAUUAAACAUUCGAUUUCCUGCUCUUGUGAUUGCACCCUGUUGCGCGAGCUCCACAUUUCAUUUCUUCCGCUCCAUCUUUUGUCCUAUUUCAACCUCUAGUAUCAAUCAUUUACGGUGAAGGAGCAAAGCCAACAAAAGAUAAACAGUUCCGCCUUGAAGCUGAAGCGGAACCCUUUUUCUAGAAAACUUAAUUGUGCUGUUACUUGCUUUCUUUUGCAUAGUCACACCUGCUCAUACUUAUAUAUGCAAAAGCAUGUUGCUUGAGCUAUUUCUUUCUGAUGUGGUAAGUAAAAACUCCGAAGACUUGGCAGUGGGGACCUGUAUUAAACGUCAACUUUACUGGAAUUACUAGCUACGAUAGACGUACAAAAUCUUGAUUAUGCACUUUCCUUUUGGCUACAUCCAUUUUAUAUCUAUUUUCAUUAAUUUUUGUGCUUAGAUUUCAUAAACAUUCUUUAGCUUUGAAGUUAAAGAUUUACUAUUUUUUCGUAUGAGUAGUCCGGCUCUGCCAUUUCCAGCCAAACUAAUGUCUAGGCUUCUUGUUGAAGUAGUAAUUACCUUUUUGCAGCUCUUCGCCAAAUAUCAUUUACUAUCUCAUUGACCAACUUUGCAUAUCAUUAAUUUUCCUUUUGGAAGUCUUCCAAAUACUGAAGUUAAACAACCACAAAAUGAAGGUUAAGAAAUUGUUGUGAGAGGGUAGGAAAUUAGUUUGUUGUUUGGAGUCAUAAUGUCAGAUUCUAAGGAUGUUGAUAUAAUAAAAUUAGUAAUUUCAGAUACUGCCCGUAUUGCACACUAACUUCAUCUGUUUCAGAUACUGCCCAUAUUGCACACUAACGUCAUCUAUAUCUAUCUUCUUGUCGAUGUCCUUGCAGUGGGCUGAUCUACUGGACCUCACAUUCAGAAUAGCAGCUUUGAAUAGAACAAUGAUAAAAGGGAGAGUUGAUCUCAUGAGACGGGGCUGCAAUCUGAAAAAAUGAAAAGCUUGAGGCUUUUUGAACGGAUCGUGUGUGCAUGUAUUUAGUUUCUUUUUCUGUCUUUUUUUUUUUUUUUUGGGGGAAGGUUGAGGGAGAGAUGCUCCAUACAGCUAGCUAAUGUUACUCGAACUUUGGUCUCCAUGUAUUUACUUGAUCAAGCUAGGGAUCCAUUAUCCAAAUCUCGUGUAAAUGCCUUUUAUCCUUGGUUGAGUAUCUUUAAAUGAAUGAAUUCUAGUUGUGAAUAUUUUCUGGCUAUGAUUUCUCAACCUUGUUUUUUUUUUUUUUUCUCCAUUUGAAUAUCCCGUAAGAAGAAAUAUGAGAAA